Messenger RNA from Nycticebus coucang (slow loris), 3039 nucleotides. RefSeq names its product ubiquitin specific peptidase 16 (gene USP16). The transcript is spliced from 19 exons. Gene Ontology annotation, biological process: regulation of gene expression; regulation of cell cycle. The record is from RefSeq and is a predicted model, not a curated record. Lineage: Eukaryota; Metazoa; Chordata; Mammalia; Primates; Lorisidae. Gene Ontology annotation, cellular component: nucleus; cytosol. The coding region runs from base 251 to 2734 and encodes 827 amino acids. Gene Ontology annotation, molecular function: cysteine-type endopeptidase activity; cysteine-type deubiquitinase activity; zinc ion binding.
CCGGAAGUUGUUGCUUGCUAUAGGUCACUCUAGCUUCAGCUCUGUCGCUCUAUAUUCGUCACCGCGAGGAAGACGGACCUGGCUACCCAGUCCACAGGCCCAUUAGUGGGGAUGCAGUUAUGGGCGCUGUCGCCGUGGAUGAAGAUUUGAUGUGAAGCUAGAUUUGUCAUAGCCUUCCAGACUGGUUUUGGCAGUAAUGCAUGUAUAAUAUUGUUAUUUUGUAUCAGUAAGUAAUCCAUAAAGUGCCACCAUGGGAAAGAAACGGACAAAGGGAAAAACUGUUCCAAUUGAUGAUUCCUCUGAAUCUUUAGAGCCUAUGUGCAGACACAUUAGAAAAGGAUUGGAACAAGGUAAUUUGAAAAAGGCUUUAGUGAAUGUGGAAUGGAACAUUUGCCAAGACUGUAAGACAGACAAUAAAGUAAAAGAUAAAUCUGAAGAAGAAACAGAAGAAAACCCUUCAGUUUGGCUAUGUCUUAAAUGUGGCCAUCAGGGUUGUGGCAGAAAUUCUCAGGAGCAGCAUGCCUUGAAGCACUACAUGACGCCAAGAUCUGAACCUCACUGCCUGGUUCUUAGUUUGGACAACUGGAGUGUCUGGUGUUACUUAUGUGAUGGUGAGGUCCAGUAUUGUAGUUCAAGUCGAUUGGGUCAAGUGGUUGAUUACGUUAGAAAGCAAGCCAGUGUUACAACUCCCAAACCAGCAGAUAAAGAUAAUGGUAACAUUGAACUUGAAAAUAAAAAAUCAGAAAAAGAGAGUAAAAAUGAGCAAGAGAGAGAAAAAAAGGAAAACAUGGCUAAAGAAAAUCCUCCUGGGAAUUCUGCUUCCCAAAUAAGUGUGAAAGGACUCAGCAAUUUGGGAAAUACAUGUUUCUUCAAUGCAGUUAUGCAGAAUUUGUCACAAACACCAGUGCUUAGAGAACUACUAAAAGAAGUGAAAAUGUCUGGAACAAUCGUAAAAAUUGAACCACCUGAUUUGGCACUAACAGAACCCUUAGAAAUAAACCUUGAGCCUCCAGGCCCUCUUACUUUAGCCUUGAGCCAAUUUCUGAAUGAGAUGCAAGAGACCAAAAAGGGAAUUGUGACACCUAAAGAACUCUUUUCUCAGGUCUGUAAAAAAGCAGUGCGGUUUAAAGGCUAUCAGCAGCAAGACAGCCAGGAGCUGCUUCGCUAUUUACUGGAUGGGAUGAGAGCAGAAGAACACCAAAGAGUGAGUAAAGGAAUUCUUAAAGCAUUUGGUAAUUCUACUGAAAAAUUGGAUGAAGAACUAAAAAAUAAAGUUAAAGAUUAUGAAAAGAAAAAAUCAGUACCAAGUUUUGUGGACCGCAUCUUUGGUGGUGAACUAACUAGUACAAUCAUGUGUGAUGAAUGCAGAACUGUCUCCUUGGUUCAUGAAUCUUUCCUUGACUUGUCUCUCCCAGUUUUAGAUGAUCAGAGUGGUAAGAAAAGUAUAAAUGACAAAAAUCUGAAAAAGACAAUGGAAGAUGUAGAUAAAGACAGCGAAGAAGAAAAAGAUAAUGACAGUUACAUAAAAGAGAGAAAUGAUAUGCCUUCUGGAACAAGUAAGCACUUACAGAAAAAGGCAAAGAAGCAAGCCAAAAAGCAAGCCAAGAACCAACGAAGACAACAAAAAAUUCAAGGAAAAGUUCUUCAUUUAAAAGAUAUCUGUACUAGUGACCAUCCUGAAGAUAAUGAAUGUGAGGCUGAAAUGUCACUUCAGGGAGAAGUGGAUAUUAAAUCCAACCACAUUUCUCAAGAGGAAGUUACCCAUAAAGAAUAUUAUAUUAACCAGAAAGAUUUGAAUGGCCAAGAAAAAAUGAUAGAAAGCAUAACUGACAAUCAGAAAUGCACAGAGGAAGUAGAUAUGAAAAAUGUCAACGUGGAUAAUGAUCUUGAGGUUUUGCCAUCUUCUCCCACUGAAUGUUCUAGGAAUUUAAAUGGUGCCUACCUGAAGGAAGGAAGCAAUGGAGAAGUGGACAUUUCUAGUGGUUUCCAAAACCUUAACUUGAAUGCUGUUCUUCAUCCCGAUGAAAUAAAUAUAGAGAUUGUGAAUGACAGUCAUUCUCCUGGGACAAAGGUAUAUGAAGUUGUAAAUGAAGAUCCAGAAACUGCUUUCUCUACUCUUGCCAACAGAGAAGCUUUCAAUACGGAUGACUAUUCAAUUCAGCAUUGUUUGUAUCAGUUUACCCGUAAUGAGAAACUGCGAGAUGCGAAUAAACUGCUUUGUGAAGUGUGCACAGGGAGACAGUAUAAUGGACCAAAGGCAAAUAUGAAAGGUGAAAGGAAGCAUGUUUACACCAAUGCUAAAAAGCAGAUGCUAAUCUCCCUUGCUCCUCCUGUUCUCACUCUUCAUUUAAAGAGAUUUCAGCAGGCUGGUUUUAACCUACGCAAAGUUAACAAACAUAUUAAGUUUCCAGAAAUCUUAGAUUUGGCUCCUUUUUGUACCCUUAAAUGUAAGAAUGUUGCAGAAGAAAAUACAAGAGUUAUGUAUUCUUUAUAUGGAGUUGUUGAACACAGUGGUACUAUGAGGUCAGGGCACUACACUGCUUAUGCCAAGGCAAGGACAGCAAACAGUCAUCUUUCUAAUCUUGUUCUUCAUGGAGAUGUUCCACAAGAUUUUGAAAUGGAAUCAACCAAAGGGCAGUGGUUUCACAUCAGUGAUACUCAUGUGCAAGCUGUGCCUGCAACUAAAGUACUCAACUCCCAAGCGUACCUCCUAUUUUAUGAGAGAAUACUGUAACAAUAUCAAAAAGUACUUUCUCUGGAAACACAGUAUGGCUUUUAUAAUGGCUGCAAUAACAAUAAAAAAGUAAAGACUAUAAAUCAUGUUCACUUACCAUUAAAUACAUGCCAGAAGAAAUUAUGUUUAUUUAACUAUCAAAGGGGAAAAAAAAACCCUAAAAAUUUACAAAAUGGUUUUGUAUUGUCAUAGUGGUUUUUAUUCCUGCUUCCAGUUUCUGGAAGGGAAAGUUGAUUUACUUAAGUCUUUUGUGCUUAGUUAUGUUUGGGUGGUGGGUCACAAUGCAUCAAUAAACUGACUUACCC